This is a messenger RNA of Brienomyrus brachyistius, 2653 nucleotides long. It is a transcript of the gene ppp1r3b, whose product is annotated as protein phosphatase 1, regulatory subunit 3B. NCBI's taxonomy places the organism in Eukaryota, Metazoa, Chordata, Actinopteri, Osteoglossiformes, Mormyridae. Gene Ontology annotation, biological process: regulation of glycogen biosynthetic process. The transcript has 2 exons. Gene Ontology annotation, cellular component: protein phosphatase type 1 complex. Gene Ontology annotation, molecular function: protein phosphatase 1 binding; glycogen binding. Bases 559 to 1461 code for a protein of 300 amino acids. The record is from RefSeq and is a predicted model, not a curated record.
UGGGGUUUCAUACUCCAAUAAUUAAUUAAACUGUAAUAGAUUGUUUUGUUGUUUGGGCUUUUAGUUGCAUCCACUUUUAAUUUUGGUUUACUGCUUCCUUUUGUCUCCGCAGCCUUUAUUUACAAAUACUUCUCUUGGUGCACGAGAUUCAAAGUAUUGUUUGAGUGAUUUCUGUUUAUGUUUGUCCUUUACCAUGUAAUAAUGUAAGGGUAUAACCUCUGCAUUGGUCUUGGUCUUCAUCUACCUUUUUUUGUUUUAAUUUGCAAAGCUGGCGAUAAAAAAACGUCCCACGGAGAAGGAGCUGAUUUAUUAAGACGUUAUUAAGAGGCAUUUCCCCGUCCCUCUGCCGAGCGAGCUGCUUUCGUCCUCUUUCACAUGCGGCGUUCCUGCCUUUUAAAACGGGCGCACAUCGCAGCAGUGUCACAGCUUCUGCUCUGCGCGUAUCAGUCGGAAUAGAAACCAGGAAAUUAUAUUAAGUCACCUACUUGGCUGGUAAAACCAGGAAGAAACACAAACUAUGGACGCGUAGAUAAUUUUGCUUUGUGAAAUGCAGAAUGAAUGGAUUGCCAAAGUGUAUUUGGCUUCCUGCCCCACAGAUCGGCGAUGCCUGCAGAUCUGGCAUUACCGCUCUACCUGUCCGGGGAAGAGUUGUGCUGCAGGCGAGUGCCGAGGCUGGUUGAGCCUCUGAGGCCGUGCCUCCUCCGUUGUUCCAACCUACAAGUGACGCCGCGGCCACCACGAUCGCGUCACGCUGGAGAGAAUGAGGAGCUUGGCAAGGCCAAGAAGCAGGUGUCCUUUGCUGACCACAAGGGGCAAGCGCUAACCACGGUCAAGGUGUUCUCCGAGUUUGAGGAUCCCAUUGACAUUCCGUGCAACAUCUCAGAAUUCCUGAGUCCUAUGGUCAGCCCGGUCCCGGAUGAGGGGCGUCUGGUCCUAGAUUUCGCCCAACCGUCCUCGGACUACGUGGAGUUCCGGCAGAGGUUGGACCGGGAGCGUGUGUGUCUGGAGCACUGCGUGUUGAAGGAGAGAUCUCUUGCAGGUACUGUGAAGGUCAAGAACCUGUCGUUUGAGAAGAGCGUCAAGAUCCGCAUCACCUUUGACACGUGGAAGAGCCACGAGGACGUCGAGUGUCAGUUUGUGAGGGACACCUAUGGAGCAUCUGACCGUGACACCUUCUCCUUCGAGGUGGCUAUUCCCGAGCAGCUGCACCCGCACAAGCGCGUCGAGUUUGCAGUCUCCUACGAGGUCGCUGGCUGCACCUACUGGGACAGCAACCAUGGCCAGAACUACAGGAUCAUCCAGUCAGCACUGAAGAACACUGCCCCUAGUGGACAUCAAGGGCUAGGCCUCGACCAAUUGGGCAUACACUUUGACCGCUAUGGCAGUCCCCGCUGCUCUCACGGAAUCUUCCCAGAGUGGCCGAGCUAUGCCGGGUAUCAAGAAAUUGGGCCGUAUUAUUGACUAAAGGGAAGUGAGGACUUCCUUUCAUGGCUUCCUUCCAGAAGAACAGGACUCGGGAGAUCGGUUGGGGGUCGAGGGAUGUUUUCAGAUUGUGUAUGCAGUAGUCGAAUGUUCUUGCCUCCCACAGUCAGCAGUCCGCAGUUGCAAAGUCACUGAUUUGUGCAAUAUUAUAUGCAAAGUGCAAUGCAGGUUACAUCAUUUAACAGGAUUAGAUCAUUGACGUCCACUGUUAAAUGCCUGUAGUCGUCAUGGUGAUUGGGCUGGUUUGCGCUCUGUGGAAUAGCUUCGGUGGAUCUUGACUGUUGCAGGUUGACUUCCUGCAGGCAGGAGCUCUGGUGCUUAUGGUCCUUGAGGUAAACGACGUGCAUUUCUGUGCACAUUGGCCUACCUGGGUCGUUUUGAAGUAGACGUGAGCUGCUGGAUCUCAUGAAAUGCUCACGGUUAACUGUCAUUCUUGUUUUUCCCUUAAAUUCUGCAAGCUCAGGGAUUUAAGUCGAGCAGGUUAACGGAGAUGGUACCAGGGAGAGUGCAGCUGUGGAAGACCGGGUUUGCUUCGGCUCUGUAACUGUUGGGGCUGUGGGAAGGGGCUGCCUAUGCCACAGCCUGGCCAAUAAGGUCAAUCGCUGCUGCUGGAGCUUGGUGUCCCAAACUGCACAUCUGAGCCAGAUUUUGUCAGAUUGGCUCUGCACCAGGCUGCCCCCUGCUGGAGGCAAAGGAAAGGUACAUGAAAUUUUAAAAUUUUUAAUUUGACUGAAUAUAUAUAUAUAUAUUUGUUUUUGUAAGUUGAGUUAUUUCCAGGAUGUUCUGCUUUUGGCACUGUAGCAUGGUUUUAUCUGUAAAAUAUGAUUGAAUGUAAACUUCCACUUGUUUAAAGUGUUAAGACUGCUCAGUGAAGGUGACUGCUAGUCACCUGUGUCAGUUGGCUUAUUUUUAAAACAAAUGGGCAGGUCGUGUUAAGGAUUCUCCCUGUUAGUGGGUUUAAAUUCAAUUAUGAAUUGCACUUUUUCAAAUUCAGCAUUACAAUUUAAAGUUUAAUUUCUUGCUUUGUCACAAAAAGAGGUUUUGAAUUUAAAAAAGAAAAAAGGAAAAAAAAAUCACCAUGGACUGUUGCUUUAACUAGUGCCGUCAUUGGUGGGGUUCAGAUGUUCUUCCAGGCUACUGAUUUGCAUUGAAUAAAAUCACUUUCAAACAA